AUGGCAGUUAAGAGAUCAGCUAGAGAUAAAAGCCACGCGAAGCAACAAAACUCGCGUGGAAAGUCAGGCCAAAAUAACUUCAAAGGCAAGUCUCUGCUAGAGAGGCUGACACUUCCCUACGAUACUAAAAAGCACGUCAAUGCUAGAGCUAGCAGUGAGAAACCGGGACUUCGUGUAGUGGAUGGCAAAUUACUGAGCGCAAACGACGUUGGUGUUCUUUUGAGGGACGCUGCAAAGCGUACAGAUGCCAAGAAGAAGCCUAUGAAACCUCGCCAAGGCUUGAAGACCACAGUAAGGCGCACCGAGCGCGUGGUCAGAAGGCGUGAACCAGCGCGGGCUUCCGUUCCAGUGCCAAAGCCCUACGGAAAAGACCUUCACUUAUCUGUUAGUGGCCACAGCUCCGAUGCGCGCUUUCUCAGAAUACGAAACCUUCCGCUAGGGUCAAACUCGCAGGUCUUGACAACCCUGGUAGAAAAUGUGACUGGGGCAAAAGUGUCAAAGUCGUCGCUGGUUGACCUGCCUUCAGGAUCUGUGACUGCGGAACUCUGGCUCGGCAAUGCAAACAACAAGUUACUGGCUGACGUCAGGCGCCAGCUCGAUGGAGCUAAUGUUGACGGGCGUGUUGUCUCCGUGGAAAUCUCCUCCACCUGA
Molecule: messenger RNA, 651 nt
Organism: Lachancea thermotolerans CBS 6340
Lineage: Eukaryota; Fungi; Ascomycota; Saccharomycetes; Saccharomycetales; Saccharomycetaceae
Exons: 1
Coding region: 1-651 (216 amino acids)
Source: RefSeq, a predicted model, not a curated record